AUGGUUAAUACAAGAUUUAAGACAUCCUUUUGCAAUAUCUGCUUCUGCAACUUCAACAUACUAAGGGAUUGCCCCAAUGACAUUAAGGAAGCAGUCUCAACUCUAAUAUUUGUUGCUGCAAGAUGUGCAGAUUUGCCUGAGCUUCAAACGCUACGAAAACUAUUUGGAGAGUGUUACGUGAAUGAUUUUGCUAUGGGCGCUGAAGAAUUUUUUGCUUCCCUCGGCAUGAUGAAAUUCUUAUUCAGCUUGUUGCUACAUGGAGUCAUGGAAACAGCAUAUCUGUAUAGUAGGAAUAACUUGGAAAUCAUUAAGUUUAUAGCCAUGGACAUGCUCGUUUGAGUCUCCUCUUGAAGGUUGCAUUGUAGGAUGCACAUAUAAAUGAGCUUGAGAAGUAGGCUUGUAUCGGUCUGGUGUAUGAAUCCAUGUUUUCCCUAUUAGGCAGUCUGGCUUCUUCUUCUUUUUCUUCUUCUUCUUUCCAUCAAUUUAGUUGGAAUUUUGUGUCU
This is a messenger RNA of Magnolia sinica, 503 nucleotides long. RefSeq lists its product as uncharacterized. Gene Ontology annotation, biological process: protein transport. The record is from RefSeq and is a predicted model, not a curated record. The coding region runs from base 1 to 339 and encodes 112 amino acids. The transcript is spliced from 2 exons. Lineage: Eukaryota; Viridiplantae; Streptophyta; Magnoliopsida; Magnoliales; Magnoliaceae.